Cydia fagiglandana is the source of this 2917-nucleotide messenger RNA. Its product is annotated as fatty acyl-CoA hydrolase precursor, medium chain. Gene Ontology annotation, biological process: postsynaptic membrane assembly; presynaptic membrane assembly; neuron cell-cell adhesion. The record is from RefSeq and is a predicted model, not a curated record. Bases 343 to 2793 code for a protein of 816 amino acids. Gene Ontology annotation, cellular component: synapse; plasma membrane; postsynaptic membrane. The transcript is spliced from 5 exons. Lineage: Eukaryota; Metazoa; Arthropoda; Insecta; Lepidoptera; Tortricidae. Gene Ontology annotation, molecular function: signaling receptor activity; neurexin family protein binding.
UUGUGAAGGCAUUUUUAAUGGAAUGCGUUGUCUAUAUAUAUUCCGUCGUUGUUCGCCACGCCUCAUUCAAAUCACGUUCCCCUCAAAACGUUAAACAAAUAGCCACUUCUGCGAGACUUGCGGUACACAAAAGCGAUUCCUUGGUCGCUAUAACAACCACCAACCCCCAUAUUUACGGGCCGAAGUCAGCACGAGAACAGUAACGCACCACCUUCGAACACGAGCACCCACCAAUACCGAAACUGUUUCAAACAAAUGCACAUCGAAUUCGAACGAUUCUAUAUUUGAAAAUAAAAAAGUGUUUGUGUUAGUUUUAUUUUUAUUGUGGCCAGUAUUUCAAACAUGAUUUGCGUAGCUUUACUCUUGUUGACAAUAAACUUAGUGCUCUCAGCUAGGGAACCACAACAGAUCACUCUAGUUAAUCAAGGAACAAUAUCAGGAGUGUAUAUGACGCGUUUUCGUACAAAGAGAAUCGCCGCGUAUCUAGGGAUCCCUUACGCCCAACCGCCGGUUGAAUCAAGGAGAUUCCAGGCACCAGAUUACACAAUUUUGCCGGCUUGGGAGGAUGUGAGGAAUGCAACGACGUUUGCCCCUGAUUGUAUGCAGAGUGACCCUAAAGAGAAAGAGGGAGAUGUGCAGAGAGUGCAGUUGAGUAAGCAUGAUAAACUGUUUGCUACGCUGCUUGAAGAUCAAUUGGAGGAGCCUAGGAAGAAGGAAUUCAGUGAAGAUUGUCUUUACCUGAACGUUUACGUUCCUGAUGGUUUCAAAAUAGAAGGCGGCUAUCCUACGAUGGUAUGGUUUCAUGGCGGCAAUUUCAUGAGAGGCAGCCCCAACGAUUUAAACCCAUUUCAAUUGGUCUUAUCACAAAAAGUGAUAUUUGUCUCGGUAGCCUAUCGAUUGAACAUAUUCGGAUUUUUUUCGACAUUAGACCAAGAGGCCACUGGAAACUACGGCAUAUUAGACCAAGUCGCUGCUCUGAUCUGGGUGAAAAACAACAUCGCAGCAUUCGGCGGUGACCCGGAUAAUGUUUGCAUUUUCGGACACGACGCAGGAGCCGUAAGCGUUGGACUGCACUUGAUUUCAUCUUACUCAUCAGGACUGUUCCAAAAAGCCAUAGCGAUGAGUGGAAAUGUCUUGUCACCAGACACAGUCAAUACACCUCGAAGAGAAGUUAUAACCGUCGAUAAGGUUGCUACAGCCUUCAGUUGUUUCCGAAAACCGUCCUACCAACUACUAGGUUGUCUUCGGAGAGUGCCUUUUCAAGCGCUUUUACAAGAGGGAGAAUAUCUGACGGAAUGGAAACCAAUUGUAGAUUUAGGAUUUAGCAAUGUCACCACACCGUUUCUACCUGACCUGCCUAGCAAAUUGUUCAAAGAUGAAAUGUUUAGUCCAGUACCAGUAUUGACCGGUUACACUAAUAUGGAAGAUGCACUUCUCCUUGCUAAGGAUAGUGACGAUACUGGAAUAAGUCAAAAAGAGUUUGAUGCAAUGAGAGAAGAAAUAGUCUUAGCUGAUAUAACAGUAGACAAUACCUCAUGUUUCACUAAUCAGCAUCAUAUUCAAGACGCAGUUUCUUUCUUUUACAAGCCCAUCCCACCGACGUCGAAUGAAACGAUACUGAGAAAGCUGUUUUUGGACUUUUAUACAGAUAAAGUACACGGGGCUACUACUUAUCAGUUGGCCAAACAUCUGAGCCAACAUGCGCCCGUCUAUCUCUACCGAUUCGAUCUAAAACCCUUCUCUGAUAUGGCCAACGAAGGUAUCCCGGACUGGAUUUCGGUGCCACACAAUUUCGAUUUAAUUUUCACUUUCGGCUUACCACACUUAGCUCAACCUAAGGAUUUGAACAAAUGGGAUAAAAGAGAUAAGAGUAUAUCUGAGAUAAUUAUGAAAAUGUGGUCCAAUUUUGCUUGGUACUCGCACCCGACUAACUCAAGUGUAAGAAUUGAAUGGGAAGCUUUUGAAAUGGAAAAGCCAGGGUAUUUGAUAAUAGACAGGAAUAAUUUCACGAUGAGUACCCCAGAAACGAUUAACUAUAAAGCUUUUGAAUUUUGGACUGAUUUUUAUCCGAAAGUUGUGGAGAUUGGUACGAAGUGUUGUAAGGAACCAAUGACCUUUCACGUGGUUAUCGUGGCCGCGAUGCUGGCCCUCGUGUCAUGUCAGCGGGGCUCGUUCGCAGGCAAGAGACCAAUCGGCUACCCUGAACUACUCAACAGGACUACCACUACAGUUGAUCCACUAGGGAAUCGCUUCGGCGAAGGCGACAGCACCACAGAAAGGUUGCCCGUAGAAGCCAACGGUGACCGCGACUUGAUCGACAGAAUCAGCAAGUUUCCCAUAGACCAACAACCCUUCUGGUACCUCAAUUGGAAGGCGCUAGAAGAACAGAGGAAAAACCCCCAGACAUUCGCGCAACGGCCGAGUCAGUUCGCGGAAACACCGAAUUUCAAUGCCGGAACACAAAAUUCUAAUGCUGGAACUCUCAAUUCUAAUGCUGGAACUCUAAGUUCUCGUUUUGGAACGAAUUCUAAUCCUGGAACUCUGAAUUCUAAUCCUGGAACAACAAUUAAUAAUGUUGGAACUCAUUCUAAUAGUGGAACUGUAAAGGGAGCAACUAAUUCUAAUAUUGGAACUCAAAAUUCUGGAUUUUCAAGUCUUGAACAUGACGAUGGUGGUUUUGAUACCGAUUCUGAUACUGAUAUUGAUGUUACUCAUGUUAACAAGGGAAGACACACACAACAAAAACCACAACAACAACAACAAGGAUACACUUCUCGGGGUUCUCAUUUGUAAAACCGAUCUUUGGAUAAAAAUGUCUUUUUUUGUUCCAAUCACAAAACUCUCCAAAAUAUCACUAACAGGAACCGAUUUUUUUUAUCACUAUAAAUUAAACUUCAAUUAAAUGUAAUAAAACACA